Messenger RNA from Megalops cyprinoides (Indo-Pacific tarpon), 2099 nucleotides. RefSeq names its product cytochrome b5 reductase 4. Gene Ontology annotation, biological process: superoxide metabolic process; generation of precursor metabolites and energy. Gene Ontology annotation, molecular function: oxidoreductase activity; heme binding. NCBI's taxonomy places the organism in Eukaryota, Metazoa, Chordata, Actinopteri, Elopiformes, Megalopidae. The transcript has 16 exons. Gene Ontology annotation, cellular component: endoplasmic reticulum. The coding region runs from base 418 to 2016 and encodes 532 amino acids. The record is from RefSeq and is a predicted model, not a curated record.
GGAGCGAUUGCGUUAUUUUAAAAACAAGGAAGUGAGUCCGGGAGUGAUAUAACUCCAAACCGGAGUUUGGGUACCUAGCCAACAAGUUAUACAAAGUAUUUAGCUAAUACAUUUUCACAGAUAUUGAAUUCGUCACCUUCUGAAAUGAACGUUGUUAGUAGCUAGCGAAACAAUCAGGUCGAGAAGGGCCAUUUGCAAAUCCUGGUUAUUUCCUUUGCUGGAAAAGGUCUUUUAUUUUAUGUCCGGCUUUUUCAGGAGCAAGCGACACAAUUCUUAAUGGGACAUGUGCCGUUUUCAAACGGAAAUAUACAAUCACUUUGUCCUCUCGUUGUUGUAAUCAUGCCUACAUCCUCGUUGUAAUUCAAAGUUCACCGUUCAGGGUUUCUCAGGAACUGGAGCUGUUUUAGGAAAGUCAAGAUGCUGAACGUCCCAUCGCAGUCCUUCCCUGCCCCCAGCUCCCAGCAGCGUGUGGCUCCGUCAGGGAGAAAUAAAGUGGGGCUGAAGCCGGGCCGCAGUCUUAUGGACUGGAUCCGCCUCACGAAGAGUGGGCGGGACCUGACCGGGCUGAGGGGCAGGCUCAUCGAGGUCACGGAGGAGGAGCUUAGGAAGCACAACACGCGAGAUGACUGCUGGACCUGCAUACGAGGCAUGGUGUACAACGUGAGCCCCUACAUGGAGUUCCACCCGGGUGGUGAGGACGAGCUGAUGAGGGCAGCGGGGGUGGAUGGCACUGACCUGUUUGACCAGGUCCACCGCUGGGUUAAUUAUGAGUCCAUGCUCAAAGAGUGUCUAGUUGGAAGAAUGGCAGUCAAGACCAGCACUGUUACCCAAGCUCAGCUAAAUACAGAGAAGAAAAUCAGUCCUGUGAACGGUUUGCCCGCCACUCUCCCCGCCCUGGUCUUAGAGACUCCCUCAGCCCCACCCAAGGCUCCGCCCCCGCCCAAAGACCAUCGUCCCAGAUUCGACUGGUUCCAGACUGAGUCAACAGUCAGUGUAGUGGUGUACACCAAAAGGAGGAUCCCCAACUCAGGCUGUGCAGUCAUUGACCUGCAGGACGGCGCUCUGCGGAUGGAAGUUCUCCUGGGAAAGCUUUCCUACCUGCUCCACCUCCGUUUGUCUCAUGAAGUGGAAGAACGUAUCUCAAUCCAGACAGUGAGCACGGUGGGCACGGUACAGGUGAGCCUGAGGAAAGCCGCCAAAGUCCACUGGACCCAGCUGGGAGAGUCCCUGGAUUCCCAUGAUUCCUUUCUGCGGAGGAAAGAUCGGGCGGUCUACUUCAGGGAGUGCGCGAUGGUGUCCAAGACAGACGUCACACACGACACCAGGGUGUUUCGUUUCCGACUGCCGCGGGGAUCUCACAUGGAGGUUCCAGUGGGAAAACACGUCUACCUCAAAGCCCUGAUCCAAGGUAGUGAGGUGGUGAAGCCCUACACCCCGGUGGACAGUACACUGAUGCCAGACUCCCAGGACCCCACAGACAGCGGCCAUACUGACAUCUUCCUCAUGAUAAAGGUCUACCCGAACGGAGUGUUCACCCCUCACCUCGAUGCCCUGAACAUUGGCGAUUCCCUGUCAGUCAGCAGUCCAGAGGGUCCCUUCAGUCUCCGCCUCGUGCGGGAGGUCACCCACCUGUACCUGCUGGCCGCUGGCACCGGCUUCACCCCCAUGGCCAGACUGAUCCGAUUGGCCCUGCUGAACCUGGACUCCCUUAGAAAAGUCAAGCUGAUGUUCUUCAACCGAAGAGAGAGGGACAUCCUGUGGCAGUCUGAACUGGAUGCACUCGCCCUGCGAGAGGACAGGUUUGAGGUUGAGUACGUCCUUUCUGUGCCGUCGGACGGGUGGACGGGCAGGCGGGGCCGGAUAGAGGCGGCCAUGCUGGCGGACUUCCUGAGCAGUCCAGAGGAAUCCAAGCGCCUGGUGUGCGUGUGCGGGCCGACGCCCUUCACGGAACACGCACAGGGACUCGUGAGAGAGUUUGGCUACAGUGACGAGGAGAUACACGCUUUCCAAGGAUAGGCGAUAACCUCGACCACACCACAGAAACCUCACACAGCCUGUAUCCAGAGAGCCUGUGUGUGUGUGCGUGCGCGUGCACAUGU